UAUCAUCAUCAUAACUAUCAAUUCUCAUUAUCGAUCGAUAUGUUUAAGAGUACUUUCCAAUUAACCACCAAGAGAUUCAAUUCUCAUUACGCUCCAUCCAAAUUCUUAAAGGAUUUAGCUUAUUCUGGAUCCAAGGUUGAUAAGAAAGCGGGAGAAGAAUUUAUUAAAAAGUAUGAAGAAAAAGUUCAUCAUUCAGAAGGUAUCACUAAUCUUUGGAAGAAAAUCACUUAUUUCGUAGCAUUACCUGCUUUAUUAUUGACUGUUAUCCCAGUGGGUCAGGUUGAAUUAAGUCAUGCUAAACAUCGUGAACAUUUACGUCAUUUAAGUGAUGAUGAAUGGCCUGUUCAAUAUGAUUAUCAAAAUUUAAGACAACAUAAAUAUUUCUGGGGUGAUGGUGAUAAGACUUUAUUCUGGAAUUCUGAUGUUAACAGACAUGUUGAAAAGUAGAGAAUUUCCCUUUCCUUUACCUUUUCCCUUUAUGAUGAUUAUUUUGUUCCAUUCCUUAUUUACUUUUCCCCUUUUUUAUAUUUUUGCAUACUACUACAUCCUAAUUACAUGAAGACUUAAGUAAUUAGUCUUCAAAUUUGUUUGUGUUUUUUAUAUCAUACUAAAAUCAUUCAAUUGAUUUUCAAAAUACUUUAUAUAUUCGAAAUAUAUGUGAUUAAAUUUACUUUUAGCUUUUAAAA
Molecule: messenger RNA, 686 nt
Organism: Scheffersomyces coipomensis
Lineage: Eukaryota; Fungi; Ascomycota; Pichiomycetes; Serinales; Debaryomycetaceae
Gene: COX13
Product: cytochrome c oxidase subunit VIa
Exons: 1
Coding region: 40-447 (135 amino acids)
Biological process (GO): mitochondrial electron transport, cytochrome c to oxygen
Cellular component (GO): mitochondrial inner membrane
Molecular function (GO): enzyme regulator activity
Source: RefSeq, a predicted model, not a curated record